This is a messenger RNA of Olea europaea var. sylvestris, 580 nucleotides long. RefSeq names its product pentatricopeptide repeat-containing protein At5g10690-like. The record is from RefSeq and is a predicted model, not a curated record. Lineage: Eukaryota; Viridiplantae; Streptophyta; Magnoliopsida; Lamiales; Oleaceae. The transcript is spliced from 2 exons. The coding region runs from base 16 to 303 and encodes 95 amino acids.
CCUUGAAUACAGUCCAUGCAUUCAUUGCAGGUUGCGCUACGCCUUGAAGCGUUGCUAGGUUUAAACUCAUCAUUAUUGAGCCCUCGCCUACUUCUUCAGGUAUCCGUUAGUGAUGCAAUCGAGCACAUCAUGACACCAUUUGAUGAUGCUCGGCCACUGCAGGCUACCUUGCAACUGAAGCAAAUGGUGAUGCGUUUCUUUAAUGAUCCAGUUGUGCCUAUUAUAGAUGACUGGGGAGGCUGUGUGGGUAUACUGCAUCGAGAAGACUGUGAUAAGGUACUUUAUACUAUGCUCCGAUGCUAACAACUAACUCUUUUUUGUUGUGGAUAUGGAUACAGUUUUCCCCCCUCCACAAAUCUUUAUUCUGAGUGAGCCUACAAUAUGAUGAUGUUGAUUCUACUCUUUCCCUCCAAACUUGUGGAAGCCCAUUAUCUAUUAACUAAUAGUAGGCAAUAACGAUGGACUGCAGUUAUUAUUAUCCAACAUAUUUUGUGCUUGUUUGGAUUUGAUUAUAAUCACAUUUAUAUUUGAAGGUCAAAGGUAAAUUUUAGACCACACAUUUUGUAGGAUCCAUCUAUGA